Alternaria arbusti is the source of this 1824-nucleotide messenger RNA. RefSeq names its product long-chain fatty acid transporter fat1 (gene FAT1). The transcript is spliced from 4 exons. Gene Ontology annotation, molecular function: long-chain fatty acid transmembrane transporter activity; long-chain fatty acid-CoA ligase activity. Lineage: Eukaryota; Fungi; Ascomycota; Dothideomycetes; Pleosporales; Pleosporaceae. Bases 1 to 1824 code for a protein of 607 amino acids. The record is from RefSeq and is a predicted model, not a curated record.
AUGGCAUCCUACCUCAACGCGAAAUAUCAUAUUGCCCAUGACCUUAGGCGUAAACGCGGUGCUCUCUCGCCGACACAAGAUGUCCUCGACUUCAUCACCGACCGUGCAACUCGCAAACGUGCUCUCACGUACCACGCUUUCGAAGACCAGGUCCGCAACCAGCCGAACCAUCCAUUCCUCAUCUUCGAAGGCAAAACCUGGUCAUACAAGGAGUUCUUUGAUGCAUUCACCAGGGUGGGGAAUUGGUUGAUAGAGGACCUGGGCAUACAAGCUGAUGAGGUGGUUGCUGUGGAUGGCGGGAACAGCCCGGAGUAUCUGAUGCUCUGGUUCGCUCUCGAUGGGAUUGGAGCUGUUCCGAGCUUCGUCAACUGGAACCUCACUGGGACAGGAUUGCUAUGCAACUGCAGAUUCCUCAUCGCAGACGCCGAUGUCAAGAGCAAUGUCGAGCCAUGCCGUACGGAUCUCGAGGAGACCGGCAUCAAGAUCCAGUACUACGAUCCCUCGUUCUUCGCGUCGCUACCGAACCCGACUAUUAUACCAUACUCGCGUCGCGAACACAUCACUAUAGAGUCCCUCCGCUCGCUACUGUACACUUCCGGAACGACCGGGCUGCCCAAAGGUGUGACUUUGAGCACUGGUCGCGAGCUCUUGACUGGCUACAGCGCCGCCAAAUACCUCGAACUGAAACCGGCAUCCAGAAUGUACACAUGUAUGCCACUUUAUCACGGGGCUGCGCAUGGCCUUUGCGUUACACCGAUGGUUCAUGCUGGCGGUACAGUCGUAUUGAGCCGGAGGUUUUCGCACAAGACCUUCUGGCCUGAAGUCGCAGCUUCAGAUGCGGAUAUCAUUCAGUAUGUCGGCGAGCUCUGCAGGUAUCUACUCAACGGCCCGACGAAUGCAUUCGAGCGGAAACACAAAGUAAAGAUGGCAUGGGGCAACGGCAUGCGCCCUGACGUCUGGGAACCCUUUCGUGAGCGUUUCAACAUACCCAUCAUCAACGAAUUAUACGCGGCUACCGAUGGAUUAGGGGCAACAUUCAAUCGCAACGCUGGUCCCUUCACGGCGGGCAGCAUAGGUCUCCGAGGGCUGAUCUGGAAUUGGCGGUUCGGCGACCAGGAAGUGAGGGUGAAGAUGGAUGUUGAUACGGAAGAGAUCAUGAGAGAUGCAAACGGCUUUGCAAUCAGAUGUGGAGUGAACGAGCCGGGCCAAGUGCUGCAUAGAUUAACGCCGGAGACGGUGGCUACUUCACCAGGCUACUACAAGAACGAAGGUGCCACAGAGAAUAGGAGAAUUAGGGAUGUGUUCGAGAAGGGUGAUAUAUGGUUCAAGUCUGGAGACAUGAUGCGACAAGAUGCCGACGGCCGCGUCUUCUUCGUCGACCGUCUAGGUGAUACAUUCCGUUGGAAGUCAGAGAACGUAUCGACAAACGAAGUAGCCGACAUGCUCGGAAAGUUCCCGCAGAUCGCUGAAACGAACGCAUACGGCGUCCUUGUGCCUGGAUACGACGGCCGAGCGGGGACUGCAUCUAUCGUUAUGGCAGAUGGAGUCACAGAGUCAACAUUCGACUUCGCAGCCCUGGCAAAGCACGCGAAAGCGGUCUUACCGAGUUAUGCAGUGCCGCUGUUUCUGAGAGUGACGCCUGCAUUAGAGUAUACGGGUACUUUAAAGAUUCAAAAGGGUAGGUUGAAGAAGGAGGGUGUUGAUCCGGAUAAGAUCACUGGAGAGGAUAGGCUAUACUGGCUACCGGAAGGUAGUGAUCGCUAUCUUCCAUUCACGAAGAAGGAUUGGGAGGCUGUAGUAGAGAAGAGGGUACGAUUGUCAUAG